AUGGAGCAGCCUCCGGGGAUUUAUGAUUUUGUAAAAUUGCCCUCAAUCGGCUCACCUUUUCUUUCUCUUGGGCAGAUACCUAUUCCUAGUGACAAUGUGUAUGCGAUAAACGAUGCACUAUCAGCAGAGAGUGCGACAGAUGAUUACGAGACUUGUCUAAGACACUUGGUUAAGACCAAGAUUGUAGACAUAUCCGAUGCUACUGGAUUUCCAAAAUUUGAUGUGAUGCUAUUGGGUAUGGGUCCCGAUGGGCAUGUAGCUUCCUUAUUUCCUGAGCAUCCUCUUGUCCAUGAGAAAGAGAAGUGGGUCACCUUUAUCAGGGAAUCUCCAAAACCUCCACCGGAAAGGAUUACAUUUACAUUUCCUGUAAUAAACUCAUCGGCAAAUGUCGCUCUUGUUGUAGCAGGUGCUGGGAAGGCAGAUUUAGUACAUAAAUCACUAGGUGAUAGUGAAAGCUGUGUUCAAUUAGUGAUUUACUUUCCAUGUUAG
Messenger RNA from Nicotiana tabacum (common tobacco), 489 nucleotides. NCBI's taxonomy places the organism in Eukaryota, Viridiplantae, Streptophyta, Magnoliopsida, Solanales, Solanaceae. The record is from RefSeq and is a predicted model, not a curated record.